Molecule: messenger RNA, 2414 nt
Organism: Toxotes jaculatrix (banded archerfish)
Lineage: Eukaryota; Metazoa; Chordata; Actinopteri; Toxotidae
Gene: babam1
Product: BRISC and BRCA1 A complex member 1
Exons: 9
Coding region: 133-1284 (383 amino acids)
Biological process (GO): mitotic G2 DNA damage checkpoint signaling; positive regulation of DNA repair; protein K63-linked deubiquitination
Cellular component (GO): BRISC complex; BRCA1-A complex; nuclear body
Source: RefSeq, a predicted model, not a curated record
AUUUCCGGUGAGGAAGUUGUCCGUUCAAAACAGAUGUUAGCUUGUCGUUGCAAUAUUUUGCAACUUUCAAUGAGUUUUGCGUUAGUUAAAUACUAGAAGUGUCGUACUCGUUGUUCACUAACCUCUCUAUCCAUGGAGACCCCAGAGCCUGGUCCAGCAGAUGGCGAGGAACGUAUGGUGGAGCUGCGACCUCGGACACGCUCCAACCCUGAAGGUGCUGAGGACCGUCGUAGCAGCACGGGCAGCCUGGGAGGCAACAAUAACCCAAACAUAUCUCAGCCUGCAGUGGGCAGUCGUGUGGAGGGGGAGGGCGAGGCUUCGACCAGCGACAGUCCUCCGAGUUCCACCACCACAACCGUCUCAGCAGCUGCAGCUCAGACUGUAGUUCCUGCAGCAGCAGCAGUGGCUGCAGCCAGUGCCACAGUGCCUAUGUCUACAGCCGCUGUUGCAGCCAAAGAGAGGCCGAAGCCAACACAGCAGCAGUCCACGCUGACCGCCUCCGUCCCUCCACCAGCAGAGUACCAGCUCCGAGUGCCCCGUGUCAACUGCCCAGAGAAAGUGAUUAUCUGCUUAGACCUUUCUGAAGAGAUGUCUUUGCCAAAGUUAGAGUCUUUUAAUGGGUCUAAAACAAAUGCCUUGAACAUAUCUCAGAAGAUGAUUGAGAUGUUUGUCAGAACUAAACACAAGAUUGACAAACGUCAUGAGUUUGCCCUGGUUGUAGUCAAUGAUGAUGCUCUGUGGCUGUCAGGCUUCACAUCUGACCCCAGGGAGCUGUGCAGUUGUCUGUAUGAUCUAGAGACUAAUAUGUGCGAGUCCUUCAACCUGGAAGAUCUCCUUAAUGUUAUUCGCCAGAAGAUUGAGCUACCGCUGAUGGAGAAUGUUCAGACCAUCCCACCUCCUUAUGUGGUGCGGACCGUGCUCAUCUAUAGCCGACAUGCAGGACAACUUCAGUUCAACCCUUCCGAGGCUGUUAGUAAAAUGCUACAGUCUCCAUAUUUUUUCUUUGAUGUGGUGUAUCUACACAACGGUGUGGAGGAGCAGGGGGAUGAGAUGAGCUGGAGGGUGAGUGGAGCAGCUGAUGAAGACAACUAUACCUCUUUCUGCAACCUGGACUCAAAGGGCACGUGCUAUCGCUUUGAGGUGUCCCUGAGUGGACCCGCCAUUGAGCUGCACAACUGCAUGGCCAAACUUCUGGCUCACCCUCUACAGAGACCUUUCCAGAGUCAUGCCUCUUACAGCCUCCUGGAGGGGGAAGACCCCCAGGACAUUGAGGCAACAGUCUAAAAUGAUUCACAAUGAUUCACUCACAAAGCCCUGCUUUUCUGUGAAAUUUACACACUGUAGUUUACCAGAAAAGGGGCUGUUUUUUUUUUUUUUUUCAAGUAAGUACACCUUAUUACUUAGGGGUUUUUUUCCAUUUCCUGCCACAGAGCAAUAAUUUUUAAUAAUAUCUGGGAAAACCAGGCGUGGGUUCUAAAGAACAGAAAGAUUUCAGCACUUUGCUUUUCCGUAAGAGAAUGAAUGAUCUGGCUGUCAGCAAUGAAACUGCCAGAGGAUUUCUGUAGAUGAAAUAAUGAAGUGGAUGUCAGAGUCCAGGACUAGGACACAAGUUGACAGAGAAGAUAAAAAAAGGAAAAUUAAAUACUUAAAGCACCAGGCUUUGUUAAUGUUACUUCUUCACAAUUUAUUUUUUUUCUUUUAAAUUUCAGUCCACACUCAUCUCUGUAAGUCUAAGGGUAAAAUCAAACAAACUGCAAUACAUAGUUUUCCAUGGCAGACCUUUUGGGACUUUAAAGUAAUGAACUGUAAUGUGAUGUACUGUAUCAUGGCAGUUACAACUUCUGUAAUAUUCCCUUCCCUUUUAGUUGGUAAUUUCCACCUUUGUUGCCUGUUUUAAUGUAUUUUUUUAUUUUCUAAGGGGUUGUUUUUAAUCAUUUGUUCUUUUUUUCACUCUUGUGUGUCACACAGACAAUGAAAGAAUGUACAAUAAUAUAGAUGUGGCUUCAUUUAAUUUAAAUAUUUUCCUUGGCAUUGAGCUCUGUGGAGUCGAUGGUUUGAUUGUGAAAAAGGCCCCUGUAGGGCCAGUCUAGCUGCACUUGAAACACAUUGCAUAGAUGAGCUUCUUGAAGCUCUUUCUAGUUAUUGAAAAAAGACACGUUUAACCAUAUUUUUCAUGUUCAUAUAUGUACUGAAUUUCGCGUUUGUGCUUUCUACUGUUUUGUCAGGAGAUGGCAGCAAAUUUCCUCAUGAGAUAAAGCCAACUCUGAAUUCAAAGGCCUCUUCAAAGUGCCACUGUCGUUUGUGAGAGCAGGCAGCAGUUUCAUAUUUAAAUAGGUACUGUGUUUAUUAUAUGCCACAUUUGCAGUUUAGGUCAAAUACAUCGGCUCUGAUCAGUAUUAAACUGAUUUUUCUGA